UCCCGGUCCUGGUCCGGUCCUGGUCCGGUCCUGGUCCUUGUCCUGCUCCGGUCCUGGUCCUGGUCCGGUCCUGGUCCUGGUCCGGUCUGGUCCCGGUCCAACUCGGUGUCUCUGCAGGGAGCCGGGUCUGGACUCGCUGUGCCGCCAGCUGUGUGUGUGCAACGCGGUGCGAGACGCUCUGGACGGAGAGGUUCUGAGCGUCGGGUUCCAGCAGCUGCUGCUGAAGCCCGGGAAGCGGAUCGUGGACUUCCUGCUGGAGGUGUCCUCCCGCUCUCUGGACCGGGACCGGCCGUCAGCCAGGAGGAACGCCGCCGCCUUCCUGAGGACUCUGUGUGAGAACCUGGAGGACCGGGUUCUGGUUCUGACCGUCACGUCUCAUCCGCUCUUCCUGGAGCUGCUGAGGGACGACGACCGCAAGGUUCUGAUGGAGCAGACGAGGAAGAAGGGUGGAGUCAACCUGAGCGCCAAGCCGCUUCCGUCCUUCUACGACAUCCCAGCUUCGGCCAGUGUGAACAUCGGCCAGCUGGAGCAGCAGCUGAUCCGGGCCUUGGACCCACGCCGGAUCCGACAGAUCCUGAUCGAGCUCCACGGCCUGGCGGAGCGACCUUUCUGGAGGGUCAACGGAAAGUGGGAGGUUCCUCCGGAUUACAUCGGCACCGUCCUCGCCAUCAAAGACGGCCUGACCCGAGAUCUGGUCUACAUCCUGAUGGCCAAAGCUCUGCACUGCAUCUCCAUAAAGGACUUCGGCCCGGCCCGCCAGCUGUUCGCCGCCUGCCUGGAGCUCGUCACAGAGUUUUCUCCGAAGCUGCGGCAGGUGAUGCUCAACGAGACGCUGCUGCUGGACGUACGCGCUCACGAGGCCGCCGACGGCAGCCGGGAGCGGCCGCCGCCCGACCUGGUGAGCCGGGUCAGAGGUUACCUGGAGAUGAGGAUCCACGGUGAGUUGGUGCCACUGCAGGUUCUGGUUGUGGUCGGGUCCAGCUGUUUGUAAUGGUUCAGGAGAGGAA
Poecilia latipinna (sailfin molly) is the source of this 1007-nucleotide messenger RNA. Its product is annotated as integrator complex subunit 8-like. The transcript has 6 exons. Gene Ontology annotation, cellular component: integrator complex. Gene Ontology annotation, biological process: snRNA 3'-end processing. The record is from RefSeq and is a predicted model, not a curated record. Lineage: Eukaryota; Metazoa; Chordata; Actinopteri; Cyprinodontiformes; Poeciliidae. The coding region runs from base 425 to 991 and encodes 188 amino acids.